UCCCGGAAGCCACGGAGAAGCGCCUCUAGGAGGAAUGUAACAAGGGAAGUUGUCUUUAGGAAUAGAGGAACUAUGGCUACAGCAGCGAGCCUGAGUCUUAUGAAGUCUGGAGAUCUGAUCAAGAAAGAGCCUUUGGAUUAUGGAGGGUUUGGGGAAGUUUACCUGUGUUACCACAAAACACUGGGCCAGGUGGUGCUGAAGACGGUCUACACCGGACCUCCGCGCAACGGCCGGCAGAAGCAGUCUCUUCUGGAUGAAGGCAGUCUGAUGAGCAGGUUAAGCCAUCAGAGAGUGGUCAAGCUGCUGGGGGUUAUUCUGGAGGACGGAGACUAUUCUUUAGUCAUGGAGCUCAUUCCUAAAGGAAACCUGCUCACCAUGCUGGAGACGGUGCCUGUUCCAAUAUCUGUGAAAGGAAGGAUCAUUCUGGAAAUCGUGGAGGGAAUGGUUUAUCUCACGGAGAACCAAGUCAUUCACAAAGAUCUCAAACCAGAGAACAUCCUGGUGGACAAGAACUUCCACAUAAAGAUCGCAGAUCUGGGUCUGGCCACGUCUCAGAUGUGGAGCAAGCUGACGAAAGAGGAGUCUCGCAGACAGAGUCGUCUGGGCAAGAAGUCGUGUGCGCGCGCCGCUGGCACUCUGUGCUACAUGGCUCCUGAGCACCUGAAGAGCAUCAACACCCGCUCCACCGAGAAAUCUGACGUCUACAGCUUCUCCAUCGUCGUCUGGGUCAUCCUCAGCGGCCGCGAGCCCUAUGAGAAUGCCAGGAGUGAAGAUCAGAUAUGCCACUGUGUGUGUCAGGGUGAGCGUCCCAACGAAGCGCUGAUCCCUCGAGACACUCCUCAAGACAUCAUAGAGCUCAUGAAGACGUGCUGGAAUGAAGACCCUCGAGACCGGCCCACAUUUAAAGAUAGCUAUGCAAUUUUUGUGCCUUUUUAUCAGGAGAAGCUGGCAGCAAAUGUAAAAGCAGAUUUGGAAAGUCUGAUGAGAUCGUAUGAGGGCCCAGAGGAGCUGGUAGAAAAGCUGAAGUCCCUCACAACAGACUCGCUCACUCCUGAAGACCCUUCGCCGUGUUCCAGAGACUCUCCAGGGCCCUUGAGGAGCUCAGACAUCGGUCCGGUGGAGGCUAGCAUUGAAGACCUCAGCUUCAGGACCCCCGAAGAGUCUCUGCUGGAGGUGGACGCCGCGCCUCCCAAUCUGGAGCUCAAACUGGCAAAAGAGUACAACUACCACAAAUACGGCAGUCGUAUAGUGGAUCAGCCGAACGCCAGCAUUUAUAACCCGCUCCCGCAGCAGCCAGCCAGCAGCAGGUGGGCCGGAGAGGCUUCUUCUGUCAAGUCUUGGACUAAACCCGCCGCUUACCCAAACCCAAACCCAGAGGAAGAGCUCCAUCCGAGACCUGCAAGCUCGUUUGAGGGUUUGCACAGGCCAGAACUGGCGAGUCAGCUCUCGGUGCCGUAUUCUGACUACGACCGACUUCAACAUCCACUGUACAAUCGCAUCAAGUCCUGUCCUGAUGGUGCAUCUCCUGUAGCCGAGUCUUUCAUGCUGGAUUCACAGCCUGGCCUGCGUUUCUCGCCCGUCGUGUGUCCUCCGUCUGACUCGGGGUGGCCUGUGGCCAUCUCAAAUGCCAGUGCGAUUCAAAUCGGGAGUUACAACACGAUGAAUUUGCAAGUCUCUGAUAACAGCUCCUUGAGCUCGUUAUCCGCUGGAUCCAUCAACAGAACCAGAUAUAAUGAGCUUCUAAUGACGUACGAGGAGCAUACGGUCACUGAGAACCACCUGGAGGUCGUGCGUCACAACGUGGGUGGAAACUGGAAGCAGGUGGCUCGUAAACUGGGGCUGACAGACAUAGACGUGGACACCAUCGAGCAUGACUACGACCGCGACGGUUUGGCAGAGAAGGUGCACCAGAUGCUGGAGCGCUGGAAGAUGAAGGAGGGUCUGCAGGGCAUCACCGUGGGUAAACUGUGCCAUGCUCUGGAGGGCUGCAUCAAACCCAACGUACUGCUGCAGCUGCUGCUGAAGUGUCAAGAUGCCACUGGAGUGCCUUGAAACGCCACCUUGUGGUUGUGUCAUAAUCCCAUUGGUGUCUUCUUCUCUGGAGGGAAUCAGAUUGGGUAAAGGGGCAUUUAUACAACUCUAACAACCUUCAUCAAACAGUGAAACAUUACAAAGACGUACAGUAUUUCUGACUUCUUAUCAGGCUGUGUUCAUGGUGUUGGAUGCUACGGCAUAAUGAUUACAAUUUUGUGAACUAUUCAUAGCACAAAAGUUAUCUUCUGCCAUGUGAUCUGAGUUCAUCAUUGAUUCGUACAAAGUGCCUUUUUCCUGAACCUGAUCAGUUGAAUCAGUCUUUAUAUUUCAGAAUCACUUGUCAUGAUUGUAAGAUGCUUUAUGAUUUUUUUUUUCUGUUUAGAGAUUUCUUUCAAAUUAAAUACUAGUAUAUAGAUCAGUGACAGGAGUUUGCAUGUUCUCCCUAUGUAAGUGUGGGUUUCCUCCGGGUGCUCCGGCUUCCCCACAGUUAUGUGUGUGUGUGUGUGUGUGUGUGUGUGUGUGUGUGUGUGUGUGUGUGUGUGUGU
This is a messenger RNA of Sinocyclocheilus anshuiensis, 2579 nucleotides long. RefSeq names its product receptor (TNFRSF)-interacting serine-threonine kinase 1, like (gene ripk1l). Bases 73 to 2052 code for a protein of 659 amino acids. Lineage: Eukaryota; Metazoa; Chordata; Actinopteri; Cypriniformes; Cyprinidae. Gene Ontology annotation, biological process: signal transduction; protein phosphorylation. The transcript is spliced from 11 exons. Gene Ontology annotation, molecular function: JUN kinase kinase kinase activity; ATP binding; protein binding. The record is from RefSeq and is a predicted model, not a curated record.